UCUCUUCUCCCAAGUUGUUGAAAAGGUUGCCAAACCAAUUAGAAAAUUCUUCUGAUCGAUUUCAUGACAAGUUGUGGUGAAUAACUCCUUCGUCACGCCGAAUUGUGCACUAAUGCGUUGUUUCAGCUCCUUUUGUUGAUAUUCUGCUCCAAUGUCUGUGUUAAGCGGGAGACAUGAUUGCUUCGCGAUACUUCGGUGCUCAAGUUCUCAUCUGUUGUUCCAUACUUCACUACUCGGAAUGUGAUGGCUUUAGACAUCCGUAUGCUGUGUAUUUUUAAGUUUAGUCAUGUUCUAUCAAAGAUAUAAUAUAUAAAAUCGAAGUCGUUGAGCGCUGUUCUUAAAGCAUUAAUGCUUAUUUUAAGGAAGAUUCUCUUUGUGCAAUUACCGACCUAGCUACUCAUGCAGAAUGAAAUGUCCUUUUCUUUCUCCAUACCGUGGAUUCCUGUUAGCUCUCUCAUGAACAAGGUACACCUUUUUGCCCCCCCAAUAUUAGUGUCAGUCCUGUCUCUUAUUUCCAUGUGAACUGAAUUGCGGAGGUUAAUAGACCAAAUAUGGCAUUAAUGAAUAUGAACAUCGUGAGUUUACAACAGUGACAAACCUGUUCUUACAUGGAUGUUUUCUGCAAUUUGACCUUAUUGAGGAUGAUGGACCCUGCUAAUCAUUUUUGGCAAAUGUUAUUCUAUCAAAGUUUGUUUUGUUUUUUUUCCUAUCAAACUCAUGUUACUAAUCAUUUUCUGAUAUCAAAUCGUUCUUUAAACCCAGAAUGGAUACCACUUCUGUCAACUAUGGAGCCAAAGAUGCAAGUACUUCUUACUAGCCAUCAACUUUUAUGUGAAAAAUGUAAAAUUUCCCCAAGCAGUGGCCUGACAGUUUCUAAACGAGAUGCUCAGAUGACCAUUUUUAAAGAAAUUUGUUAUGCAGAUGCAAUCUUAUCAGGAUUUCAGGAUCUCAUUGUUAGCUACAUGUCUGACCAUCAGAGAAUCACGUCAAUCAGCUUUUCAAAAGCAUUAACAAUUGUAAGUAUGUUGGGGAUCAUUCUGCCUCCUGAAGUUCUAGCAGAAACAUGUGAAGCUGAUAACUCAGUUUUCAAUAUGCCUCUACUAUUUGCAAUAGCAAUGAUUGGGGCAACUGUGGGGGGAUUGCUUGCACGUCAAAGAAGAGGGGAGCUGAAGAGGUUGAAUGAUCAGCUGCGCCAGAUUAAUGCAGCACUAAGAAGGCAAGCAAAGAUAGAGUCUUAUGCUCCAAACUUGAGCUAUGCACCAGUUGGUAGUAGGUUGGAAGAAUUGGAAGUUGUUGUUGAUCCUAGAAAGGAGCACCUAAUUACAAAGUUGAGAACUGGGAAGAACUAUCUACGAAAUCAAAACCUGGAAAAGGCAUUUGAAGAGUUCAAGGCUGCUCUGGAGCUUGCACAGGCUUUGGGUGAUCAUGUUGAGGCGAAGAAGGCAGCACGAGGAUUGGGUGCAUCACUUCAGAGGCAAGGUAAGUACAGGGAAGCCAUUAAGUAUCACUCGAUGGUUUUGGAUAUAUCCAAGAAGGCAGGAGAGGAUUCUGGCAUCACUGAAGCUUAUGGUGCCAUAGCUGACUGUUAUACCGAGCUGGGAGAACUGGAACGAGCAGGAAAGUUCUAUGACGAGUACAUUGCGAGAUUAGAGAAUGACUAAUAUAUAUCGACUCUUAUUAUCUGUUCUUUUCUUCUUCUAGGUAAGUAGUUCGGAUUAUUAUGUUAUAUGAGACUUUUACAUUCAGGAUUACAGUAUUGGCUUUUGUGAGGGCCCUUUUCUGUCCAAACUGCUGCUGUACCUCUUGCAGUUUCCAUGAUGGUAUGUAGAUGUCACAUUACAUGACUUGUAUAUGCAUACAAAGAUAAUGUUAAUGGAGUGGUGUAGCUUCAUGUGGUUA
Musa acuminata AAA Group (dessert banana) is the source of this 1899-nucleotide messenger RNA. Its product is annotated as protein FLUORESCENT IN BLUE LIGHT, chloroplastic. The transcript is spliced from 4 exons. Gene Ontology annotation, molecular function: protein binding. Gene Ontology annotation, biological process: chlorophyll biosynthetic process. Bases 609 to 1661 code for a protein of 350 amino acids. Lineage: Eukaryota; Viridiplantae; Streptophyta; Magnoliopsida; Zingiberales; Musaceae. The record is from RefSeq and is a predicted model, not a curated record.